This is a messenger RNA of Fusarium oxysporum Fo47, 1610 nucleotides long. RefSeq lists its product as uncharacterized. Gene Ontology annotation, biological process: protein phosphorylation. Gene Ontology annotation, molecular function: ATP binding; protein kinase activity. Lineage: Eukaryota; Fungi; Ascomycota; Sordariomycetes; Hypocreales; Nectriaceae. Bases 83 to 1570 code for a protein of 495 amino acids. The record is from RefSeq and is a predicted model, not a curated record. The transcript has a single exon.
CUGCAAUAUUUAUUAUCUUCUCAAGGCCAACGGUGUUGACAAUACCGCCUGUACACGUUUUGCUCCAGCUGUACUCCUCACAAUGGACGUGUUCGGCACUGUAAUCACAUCAGGCACUCUUAUCCUCCAAUUCCUAGGUGCCUGCGCCGAUUUCGAUGAUGCAGCCCGGAGACUACAAGCUGAAUUCGACUGGGAUCUCCGAGCUUUAGAAGCAGUUCAAACCUACUUUCAACAAAGAGCCUCCCAAUCAGCCAACAACGAGCUGGCCCCCAAGGAUGCGGCGUUGUUGGAUCGAACUGCGACCUAUUUAGAGGACCUUGUUAGCAAAGUGCAGCGAAGUCUGGGUAAAAUCGAGCGCAAGGGCUUUGUUGGCAAAGUUGUCAACCGAGGGCUGUGGAUAGCGAGACAAGCUGAUUUGAAGGAGAUGCAACAAGAAGUUCACAAUUGGACAACACGCUUCCACGUUCGCGUGCUUGGGCUCCCUGAAGAACUACGAACUGUUAUUCCAGUCGCCAACGAGUCAGAAGCCCCGGCUGUCAUAAAAGCUAACGACAAACUUCGCAACUUUGUUCAAACUGCCACCAGUAUCAAACAGGCACGAGCUAAGGAAAUGUGGCUAGAAAACUCAGACAAAGUCACAUCUGAGAUCGUUAGCUGGGGAAGUGCUUCAUUUUUGCCGCUUCCACUCGAUGGAGAACAGCUUAUCCUCUCCAGCCGCGAAAUCCCACCAGAUGUAAUGGAUGGCACGAAGAUAUUCGAAGACCUUAAAUCAGACUUAGGCAUGCUAGCUGCAGCCCUUAACUGCUUGGAUCCAGCUGUCGACCUUCGGCUUCUGAAAGUGGAAUAUUAUCUCUACCACGCUAAAAGCAGACAGUUCCUCUUUGUUCACAAGGCGCCUCGCCCGACUAUUGCCAUGCUGAAGCUGCAAGACGCUGUCGACUGCGACUGUUUUCCCAAUACCAAAAGCCCUCUGAACGAGCGAUUGAAGAUCGCUGUACAGCUUGCCGAAGCAAUUUUGUUUCUUCACUCCGCCGGAUUUGUUCACAAAAAUGUUACAUCCCCUAGUGUCACUAUGCUCGAGUGGUCAGAUUCGCCUUCGCAGAAUGUGGCAAGCGGACCAAACCUGCAAAACGCCUAUCUCAUGGGCUUCGACUUGAUUCGCGACAUAGAAGCGAGAACCUACCAGGAAGGUGCAAUUGAAGAGACACACAGUGACCCGAACUGGGUGUGGAACUUUGGUAUCUACCAGCAUCCUGAUCGGCUGGUAGGUGCGAAGAGUUUAAGAUAUACCAAGACGCAUGAUAUCUAUAGUCUUGGUGUGCUGCUACUAGAGAUAGGCUUAUGGCAACCGCUUAAAGCUGCGUUACAACGGUUGGACAAAGGAAAAUCGACUAGUUGGGCGGACGAUCUCUUGAAGAUUGUGCCAAAACUAGCAUCAAGGGUUGGCCGGAGAUAUCAAGAGGUUGUUGCAUGGUGUCUCGCUUUAGACGGCAAGUCUAUUGUGAAAGAGGAUGAUUUCGUUAACCAUGUCUUGAAACCAUUGGAAGAAAUUGUAAAUAGUAUAUCAUGAACAUUUAGUUUCUUCUAGAAAUUUAUGCUGUCGAACUUGA